AUGGAUAUUAAAUCUACUUUCUUGAAUGGUGUACUCGAAGAAGAAGUUUAUGUAGAGCAACCUGUUGGGUAUGUCAAGAAAGGGAAUAAGGAAUUGGUUUACAAACUCAAAAGAGCAUUGUAUGGUUUGAAACAAGCUCCAAGGGCAUGGGAGGCUAUGGGUAGACAAUUUGAGAUGAUAGAUUUGGGUCUUACGUCCUAUUUUCUUGGAAUUGAAGUUUUACAGCUUAAUUGCGGCUUCUUCAUUUCUCAGAGGAAGUAUGCUGGUGAUGUUUUGAAGAAGUUUAAGAUGAAUGUAGCAAAUGCCAUUUUGACUCCUGCAGAAGAGAUGUUGAUGUUGACGAAAGAUAAGUCUGAAAAUUUUGUAGAUCCAACCUACUUUAAGACUUUGGUUGGAAGUUUGAGAUAUUUGACCUCCACAAGACCAGAUAUUAACUACAGUGUUGGCUUGAUCAGUAGGUUUAUGGAAAAUCUUCGUCAAUCUCAUUUACAAGCAACAAAGAAAAUUCUGAGAUACAUUAAAGGUACACAGGGAGAUGGUAUCUUGUACUCAAAUAACGAAUCAGUUGAGUUGGUUGGAUACACUGACAGUGAUUAUGCUGGUGAUACAGUUGAGAAGAAAAGUACUUCUGGUUAUGCUUUCUUUAUUGGUUCUGCUGUUUUUCAUGGAGUUUGA
This is a messenger RNA of Oldenlandia corymbosa var. corymbosa, 675 nucleotides long. The record is from the annotation of a GenBank genome assembly. Lineage: Eukaryota; Viridiplantae; Streptophyta; Magnoliopsida; Gentianales; Rubiaceae.